Solanum stenotomum is the source of this 957-nucleotide messenger RNA. Its product is annotated as probable mitochondrial adenine nucleotide transporter BTL3. The record is from RefSeq and is a predicted model, not a curated record. Gene Ontology annotation, biological process: transmembrane transport. The annotation marks the transcript as partial. The transcript has 3 exons. Lineage: Eukaryota; Viridiplantae; Streptophyta; Magnoliopsida; Solanales; Solanaceae.
AACUGUUGUUGCUCCACUUGAAAGAUUAAAGCUGGAAUAUAUAGUUCGUGGUGAACAGAAGCACCUGUCGGAGCUCAUCAAAACAAUUGCAGCUACUCAAGGCUUGAGAGGCUUUUGGAAAGGGAACUUGGUCAAUAUUCUUCGUACUGCUCCUUUUAAGGCAGUUAAUUUUUGUGCUUUUGACACAUACAGAAAGCAACUCCUAAGAUUAUCAGGAAAUGAAGAAACUACUAACAUCGAGCGGUUUGUUGCUGGUGCUGCAGCUGGAGUGACUGCUACUGUGAUGUGCUUACCACUGGACACUAUCCGGACCAAGUUAGUGGCACGGGGUGGAGAGGCCUUGGGUGGUGUGGUUGGAGCUUUCCAACAUGUGAUCAGAACUGAAGGAUUCUUCUCUCUUUAUAAGGGACUAGUACCCUCCAUUUUGAGUAUGGCCCCAGCAGCGGCUGUUUUCUAUGGUGUAUAUGACAUAUUAAAAUCAGCUUAUUUGCGUUCACCUGAAGGCAGAAAAAGAAUAGAGUAUAUGAAGAAUCAGGGAGCAGAGCUCAAUGCUUUUGACCAGCUUGAGUUGGGACCUAUGAGGACCUUACUUCAUGGUGCUAUUGCUGGUGCUUGUGCUGAAGCCGCAACUUAUCCAUUUGAGGUCAUUAGAAGACAUCUUCAAUUACAAGGCCGGGCAUCCAAACUGAGUGCGUUGGCAACAUGUGCGAAGAUUGUUGAACAGGGAGGUGUUCCAGCUCUAUAUGCAGGACUAAUCCCUAGUUUACUACAGGUGUUACCUUCAGCCUCCAUAAGCUACUUCGUCUACGAGUUCAUGAAGAUUGUUCUCAAAGCGGAAUGAAGGACAUCUGUUGCUAAGUAGUGAGGUACAAAAGCAUUGUAUUACAAUGUUAUUCAUCACCUUGAUGUUAAAGAGGUAGGAUCUAGUUUGUUGGACAUGAAAUCUAAAGUUUCUCU